Molecule: messenger RNA, 1592 nt
Organism: Polypterus senegalus (gray bichir)
Lineage: Eukaryota; Metazoa; Chordata; Cladistia; Polypteriformes; Polypteridae
Gene: atp6v1d
Product: ATPase H+ transporting V1 subunit D
Exons: 9
Coding region: 247-993 (248 amino acids)
Cellular component (GO): proton-transporting V-type ATPase complex
Molecular function (GO): proton-transporting ATPase activity, rotational mechanism
Source: RefSeq, a predicted model, not a curated record
CCUUACUGCCUGCCCCAGGAAGUAUUUUGCGCUUGCUUCUUUUUCCCCAAGCACUGUCAUUUUUGUUACGUUUUGUCAGGGACGUGGAAAUCUGCUGAAACACCCACAUUUACGGAUUCGUAACUUCACUGAGAAAGGCUGGUCCACGGCGGCUGAAAGGACGGGACGCAAGGUGCCAGUGAGAGAGAAAAAGACGCAGAAGGAGAGUAGCGCCGUAGGUUCGGAUCUGCAGCUGAAUCCAGGAAGAUGUCUGGUAAAGAUAGGAUCGAGGUCUUCCCGUCUCGAAUGGCACAGACCAUUAUGAAAGCACGGCUUAAAGGAGCUCAAACCGGCCGUAACCUUUUGAAGAAGAAAGCUGAUGCCCUUACAAUGCGGUUCAGGCAGAUUCUAAAGAAAAUUAUUGAGACAAAGACUUUGAUGGGUGAAGUAAUGAGAGAGGCUGCUUUUUCUCUGGCUGAAGCAAAGUUUGCUGCCGGAGAUUUUAGUACCACUGUGAUUCAGAAUGUAAACCGAGCACAAGUGAAAGUUAGAGCCAAGAAGGACAACGUUGCAGGUGUCACUCUUCCUGUGUUUGAACACUACCAUGAAGGCACAGACAGUUAUGAGCUGACUGGAUUGGCUCGAGGUGGAGAGCAGGUGGCCAAACUGAAACGAAACUAUGCCAAAGCUGUGGAGCUUCUAGUGGAACUGGCCUCACUGCAGACUUCCUUUGUGACUCUUGAUGAAGCAAUAAAGAUUACCAACCGACGUGUGAACGCAAUUGAGCAUGUAAUCAUCCCUCGCAUCGAGCGGACCCUGUCUUACAUAAUAACAGAACUGGAUGAACGAGAAAGAGAGGAGUUUUACAGGUUGAAAAAGAUUCAGGAGAAGAAAAAGGCGCUUAAACUUAAAAAUGAAAAGGAAAUGGAAGAACGACUGAAAAAGAUUGGUCCAACAUCAGAGCCGGCUAAUCUUUUAACUGAUGGAAAGGAUGAAGACCUUCUAUUUGAAUAACAAUGUCAACCCUCCAACCUAACACUGUGGGAAAAACAGGUCAUUUAUUGUAUAGUGAAUAUAUUUAUUGUGAGACUUAUUUUUGUCUAAUGUGGCUCACAUGGAAACAGGCAUUUUACUUUUUUUUCCUUUUCUUGGACCGUUUACCCAAGACAGAACUUGAUGUAUGCCAUUUUGACCAUCCAUUCAUGUUUCAGAGUCCUCUUCUAGUGUCCUUAAUGGUUUAAACUAAAUAGUACACUGUAGAUCUAUACAUCAAGUGAUUAAAAAGUCCUGAUCAGGGCCUCUUCCAAGCAAGUCUUGGUUGUUUUUAUCCAGUAUUGUCAUUGUUGUGUAGUGGCUUUUUUUUUUUUUUGGAGAAUAAGAUGGUUAUGUGAAUGGGUCCAAUUAACAAAGUAUUGAAGUUCUAAUUUAAACCUGGAAGUUGGUUCUUUACAAUCCAAGUUGUGCAGUAAAAUCUGUAUUACUAUUGUCAUUAAUAUACUUAAGUUAAGGAUGAUACCUAAUGGGUUGCACCAGGAAGAAAACUAUACUGUAUAAUCUAUUAAAGAAACACGUACAUUGUGUAUGGAGGAAAUAAAGCAAAAUAUCAAAAUGGC